AGCCGCUGCACUGGGAUACCAGACAAACAGCUCCCCUCGACCCCUGGCUGGAAGGGCCCCUCUUCUGGACAUCAUUAAAAGCGCAAGCACUUGCUUCGUAUCGAUUGGCAAAUGGCGGCAAGAUUCAGGGCUCCUACCCUGAAGCCAAGGAGAAGCCAUCGCAGUGGAAAGAUUUGGGCUUUGAAGAUCCGAACCGAAAUUAAAGACCUACACGGAAUCAGGAACCAAGAGAACCUUGGUUGGAUACAGGGGUGAGACCAGACACAAAAAAGCACAGCAAGUAAAAACUGGGGGUUGCUGCCAAGAAGGAACUGCCCUGCGUGGUACUGCAGAGGAAAAAUUCUUAGAACCCGAAAGCCUGUUGCCUUGAGCCUUCUAUGAGUGAUCAAGCUUGUCAUCUUCUAUCAGUUUCCAGAAAAGCGUCUUUGCCCCAGUCUUCCUGCGAAUAAUCCUUUCUUAUUCGGCUUAAUGUCUCCCCGCGUUUGGUGAAGAUGCACCUGAAGAGUCAAGGCCAUUAAGAAGCCCCAUCCGCCGCAGGAAAACCAAUGGCACAGUCAGUGAGCGAUGGCCACCUAUCCUGAGAGCUGCCUGGACGCUACCAUGCUAAACUUCGUCACAGAUCUCUCUUUGGCCUCUCCGAGACAUCCACUCCUCUGCGACUUCCCACCUGGGGUCCCUUUUGGGGACGGAACACUGGGGUUCAGAGAGAGAAGACCCAGGAGGCUGUUGCACUUUGAGGAAACAGACCAGGAGGAAGAGGGGGGCGAAGUGGUCUAUGUGGACCGGGAGGAGGAGGAAGAGGAGGGAGAGGAACGCGAGAGAGUAGCAUCCUUGCUGGGCCGCCCCAAAAGGAAAAGGGUCAUCACCUACGCUCAGCGCCAGGCAGCCAACAUUCGCGAGAGGAAGAGGAUGUUCAACCUAAACGAGGCUUUCGACCAGCUGCGCAGGAAAGUGCCCACCUUCGCUUACGAGAAGAGACUGUCUAGGAUUGAGACCCUCCGCUUGGCCAUUGUCUACAUUUCCUUCAUGACGGAGCUCCUGCAGAGCAGCGAGAAAAAGGAAGUCCGCUAAGCAUGGACGGGAGGGCCGAGGAGGACCACCACUGCCCUGCUCGCCCCUUUCUCAGAGGGGAGCAUUUGAAAGGCAGAGGGACCGCUGGUCUUCUGGGCCUGAGUUUGAGAUGGUAAAACCCGCACUCGUGGCGGAUCGCGCACUAAAGGGUUUCAUAGGGUUGCGCUGGGCAAGUUGGGGGUCCCCGCGGUCGAGGCACUAGGGUUUCUGCGUGGAGCGGGCGGCCUUUUCUGAGCUUCCCUAGAGAUUCCUCUUCCUUGCUCCUUUCAAAAGUAGAAAUAAUAAAAUAGAACUUAUUCUCACGCACGAUUCGUUGCUGCCCCAUCGCCAUCUCAAGUAGGGGCUUUGCUGUGGCCAGUUCGGGUGAGUUCACCUAAAGCCCAGACAGAGUGAGCAGCCCCCUGCUACUUUCUCUGGCUACUGAAAGGUUUGCUGGGGCUUGGCCCCCUCAGACUAUUUAGGGGGAGUGAGUGGGCAAAGAGGAUGAGCGUAAAGUAGGGGAUAAGGUCACCAGACCAACUCACAAAAUGCAACCUCUGAAAAGGAUCGCUCUCCCUCCCUCAUCGUGCCCCCCCAACCCCGGGUGCUGUAACCCCAAUCUCCCUGUCAGGCCAAUCCCUUCUUGUCACGAGGCAGACUGCCUCAGAGUUAAACGCAGCCUAUUCAGUGAA
Microtus ochrogaster (prairie vole) is the source of this 1742-nucleotide messenger RNA. RefSeq names its product Fer3 like bHLH transcription factor (gene Ferd3l). Gene Ontology annotation, molecular function: RNA polymerase II transcription regulatory region sequence-specific DNA binding; DNA-binding transcription factor activity, RNA polymerase II-specific; protein dimerization activity. Gene Ontology annotation, biological process: regulation of transcription by RNA polymerase II; developmental process. NCBI's taxonomy places the organism in Eukaryota, Metazoa, Chordata, Mammalia, Rodentia, Cricetidae. The record is from RefSeq and is a predicted model, not a curated record.